This is a messenger RNA of Tuber aestivum (summer truffle), 1674 nucleotides long. NCBI's taxonomy places the organism in Eukaryota, Fungi, Ascomycota, Pezizomycetes, Pezizales, Tuberaceae. The record is from the annotation of a GenBank genome assembly.
AUCGCCCUGGGCGCCUGCUGAUGCCCAGGAAAUAUUAUUCCCGGGGGGCUCUAGACACUCUUUUCUCCUUUCCCCCAUUGGCACUUGGACUCCUAGCGCGAGUGCGCCUUUGUGACCCUGUAUGAUACCAAGGGACUCAACGUUGGGACCCCGAUGCACGUACAAUUUGGGCCGGGAUACCACAUUGAAAUUUUGAGUCCUCAAUUUGCCUACCGGAAAACUGAAUCAACAGGUACGACAUCUGCUCAAGAAAUCUUCCCUCGAUCCCCCAUAUGGAUGCAGCAGAGACACAACCAUGGAUAAGUCCUCACCAUCCGAGUACCAUCAUAUAUAUUUCCCAAACUCCCCAAUCGGGUAAACGAAUUGAAGGCUGUGAAAGAAAAAAAGGUAGAAACACAGCACCUCCGGAACAUGCUCAAGAAAUUAUGUCAUACCUCCCCCGGACAGACAGACAGACAGGAACUGAACCGGUGGGGUGGGCAACUGGCAACUGAUGACCCCAAAUCACCGCCGACGGGCACAACACAAUUUCUUCCGGAAUUGCUCCGGGAGAUGGGAGGACCCAACCGCGAGCUCGUACUCGUACCUCCUCCUAUAUCCCUCUUACUCUGGCCUGCUAAGCCAGUAAAUGCAAAUCCCUCCUCUAGCCCGGCCCCAGAACUCCAGACAAUCACCACGGGGUCCCACUUCAUAAUGGGGUUUUUCUGUGCAGCGUCUCACAACUAUUCCCAUCUCCUUCAGAGGGCCGACUUUGGGUAUAAUGUCAGGCAGUACAGUGCGUUGAAUUGAAUAGUUUUCCCGGUGCAUCGGUACUAUGUGGAUAGGCUAGAGGCUCAAGAAGUGAAAGAAGAAGAAAAAAGGAGCGGUAUAAUAGGACAAUUGUCACUACGCUAAGCAGUAGCCCAGUGAUCACCCUCCGACAGCUUCGGCGUCUCUCUUCUUCACCACCAGCCAGAACGAGGGCGAUUUAGAAGCAGUAAGGACAAGUCUCUACCACGAGAGGAAGAUUCCCCAUACUUGAUAUAGGAACAGUAAAUGGGACGUACCGUACAGGUGGUUUCGCCACUUGCAUAGCCCGACAGGCACCUCGGCCCCUCCCUCCCUACCGCAGCCCAUCAGUCAGUGCAAAGGAAGCCGAGCCCGUAAAGCGAACCUAUGGAUCGUAUCCAGCGAGGCUGUAGGUUAUUUAUUUUAAGCCAACCCAGACUUGUGGGAGAGAGGUUGCGGUACCCAAGUGAUUUUCUAGAGGGAGGGGCGUAAAUUCAGUUUAGAUCGAGUGCAAGGACCUAUGAGCACUUCUCUUCGUUGUAAUUUUUCCUAACUGCGUGCCGCGAUUGUAAAUUGGCAAAGUCAAGGGUGGAAUUGUUCAUUGUUGGCGAGUGAGAUUUUAUGAGAACGGAUACGCCGGAGGCCGGACGGUACAUAGCGAAUAAGGGUAGUCUAAAUAAGGGCGCACAACACUCGAGUCGGAAGUAUCAAAUUGUCCACUUCCCAUGGGUGAAGGAUCGACUCGGUUUCAACAUCCAAUAACAUCUGAAUGGUACCGUGAGCAGAACCACAGCAUGUAGACAUCGCCAGUCAAAUAUUUCGUAUGAUCAAAGUAAAAAGCGAGUGCAUCUCAACAAUAGACCAGCUUUCUUCAUCUCCCACACCCACCACCACCAGCCCUUCCUC